Molecule: messenger RNA, 1183 nt
Organism: Melitaea cinxia (Glanville fritillary)
Lineage: Eukaryota; Metazoa; Arthropoda; Insecta; Lepidoptera; Nymphalidae
Exons: 3
Coding region: 263-1183 (306 amino acids)
Source: RefSeq, a predicted model, not a curated record
UAUACUUCAACUUCUGAACCACAACCAUCUACUAACGACUUUUGGAUUACAAUGUACUACAACUUGUGAAGCACAACUAUCUACAAAUUAUUCUUUUCAAAGCAUAGGGAAACGUCGCCAGCUUCCUGAAUCCAGCACAAAAAUUAGAUACUUGCAGAAUGAAAUUUUCAGACUCCGGGGCAAAGGAAAAAACUUACAAGUUCGACUAGAAAAUGCAGAAAAACUUGCUGAUAUUUGUGAUUUUGAAAAGUUUGUUUUAAAUAUGACAGAACCUGCAAAACUUUUCACGAAAAUCCAAUACACCCAAACAAAAAAGAAAAGUAAAGGCAGGCGAUAUUCCCUCAGCGAAAAACUAUUGGCUUUGUCUCUGUAUAAAAGAAGUCCUAGAAGUUACAAACUUCUUUCAACAUACUUUACAUUACCUUCAAAGAAAUCACUAAAAAUAUUGCUGUCACGCAUAAGUAUAAAAUGUGGAAUUAAUAGAAUGGUUUUUGAUGAACUUAAAAAUACAGUAGCAAAUUUAAGUACUGAAGAGAGAUUAUGUACGCUCAUAUUUGAUUCAAUGGCAAUUCUCCCACAAAUUCAGUAUAAUGCUCAAAGAGAUGAUUUAAUUGGCUAUGAGUGUUAUGGAGACCAGAAGAAAAAUAAAAUUGCUGACCAUACCUUAGUAUUUAUGGUAAAAGGUGUUAAAGCAAAUUUUAAACAGCCUGUUGCUUACUAUUUUACACAUGCCAUGAAAACCAUUCAGUUAAAGGAGAUUGUUAAAGACGUUAUAACAAACAUUCAAAACACAGGGCUUGAAAUAAUUUCCACUGUUUGUGAUCAAAGUAUGUUGAAUGUUAGUACAAUAAAUUCCCUAGUACAAGAGACAAAAGCAGAUUUUUUGAGAAAAGGAAAAGAGUGGAAAAAACAAAUGUUUAUCAUAAAUCGCAAAGAAAUCCUACCCCUUUAUGAUGUUCCCCACUCGAUCAAGGGGAAAAUGAGAAAAAUGAAGGUAAAGCUAGCAGCUCUAAUAUUAAGUCAUAGCUUUGCAGUGGCCGCGGAACAUAUGUCAUCGAAAGGUGAUGCAUCAAGCGAAUGCAAGAAUAUAGUUUCAUUUGUGUUGAUGAUGGACAAAAUUUUUGAUUCUUUAAAUUCUUUGACUUUUGCUAUACCUAAUGGUGAAAUUAUAAAGGGGCAGUAA